Messenger RNA from Planococcus citri (citrus mealybug), 390 nucleotides. RefSeq names its product protein SREK1IP1-like. The transcript has a single exon. The coding region runs from base 1 to 390 and encodes 129 amino acids. The record is from RefSeq and is a predicted model, not a curated record. Gene Ontology annotation, molecular function: nucleic acid binding; zinc ion binding. Lineage: Eukaryota; Metazoa; Arthropoda; Insecta; Hemiptera; Pseudococcidae.
AUGGAUCCAGAAUUGGUGAACCGGCUUAUACCUCAGAACAAAGAUCCUCGAGCUGCAUGUAAGAAGUGCGGAUAUCCUGGGCAUCUGACAUAUCAAUGCAGAAACUUCAUUAAAGUAGAUCCGAAUAAAGAUGUUGUUCUCGACGUUAGCAGUACAAGCAGUGAAGAUGAAGAGUACAUAACACCUCUGAUACAGCUGCGUGAAAAAGAACUUCAAGAAAAGCUAAAAUCGAUAGAAAAGAAUCCACAUAAACGAAAAAAAUCCGAUAGUGAAAAGGAUGAAAGGGAAAAACACUCGAAGAAAAAAAGAAAGAAAGAGAAACAUAAGAAAAAAAAGAAAAAGCAUAAAAAACACAAGAAACGCUCGAGUUCUGAAUCUUCUAGCGAUUAG